Messenger RNA from Ipomoea triloba (trilobed morning glory), 2705 nucleotides. RefSeq names its product protein MICRORCHIDIA 7-like. NCBI's taxonomy places the organism in Eukaryota, Viridiplantae, Streptophyta, Magnoliopsida, Solanales, Convolvulaceae. Bases 121 to 2514 code for a protein of 797 amino acids. The record is from RefSeq and is a predicted model, not a curated record. Gene Ontology annotation, molecular function: ATP hydrolysis activity. The transcript has 20 exons. Gene Ontology annotation, cellular component: nucleus.
CUUUGACAAUAGGUAUUAAGCUGCUACAUUGAAUUCUCUUGCUUCUCUCCCCUUUCUCCACCUAAAAAUAAAAUUAAAUUUAGAAGGUCCUCUUUGAUUUGAACUCUGUUUUCUCAUCUCAUGGGGAAUCCGAAGCAUCGAGUUAAGAAGGAAAUAAUCGAGAACCAUGGGUCGCAACCACCUUCUACGGCCACGAUGCCUAUGUCCGUUAUCGAUCUCAGCAGCAGCGACUCCGAUUCGGACUCCGAGGACGGCAGGCCCAGGAAGAAGCAAAAGAGUGCGGAGACGUCGGCCGUCGCGUUGCCAUUGGGGUUCUUAGAUCCUCUGCACGAGCCCGUGGAGCCGCCUCUCCUCUUGCCGCCUCCAGUUCCGGCGGAGACCAGUAGCGGUCGUGCUGUGCCGACCUGCAUUGUGGAAACUAGCUCCAAGCAGUUUUGGAAAGCUGGGGAUUACGAAGGGGCACCUCGUGGUGAUUGGGUAUCAUCAUCAGGUGGAAUGGAUCAUGUCAGAGUUCAUCCUAAGUUCUUGCAUUCUAAUGCAACCAGUCAUAAGUGGGUUCUUGGAGCUUUUGCAGAGCUUUUGGACAACUCAUUGGAUGAGGUCAUUAAUGGAGCAACAUAUGUGAACAUAGACAUGGUCAAGAGCAGGAAAGAUGGUAGUAGAAUGUUGAUGAUUGAAGAUAAUGGUGGUGGAAUGGACCCAGAUAAAAUUCGGCAAUGUAUGUCUCUUGGAUAUUCUGCAAAAAGCAAAAUAGCAGAUACAAUCGGGCAGUAUGGUAAUGGAUUUAAGACAAGUACGAUGAGGCUUGGAGCUGAUGUUAUUGUUUUUUCACGCUGUCCUGGGAAUUCUGGGAAGAGCCCUACCCAGAGUAUAGGACUGCUGUCCUACACCUUUUUGCGUAGCACUGGGAUGGAAGAUAUUGUUGUUCCCAUGCUUGAUUAUGAAAAUAAUGAGAAAGAAUGGAGUCAAAUAAUCCGGUCGUCUGUUGAAGACUGGAACAGAAAUAUUGAAACUAUAGUUAGGUGGUCCCCGUUCUCAAGUGAAGCUGAUCUUCUUAGACAGUUCAAUCAGAUGAAAGAUCAUGGUACAAGAAUUGUGAUAUACAAUCUAUGGGAAGAUGACCAAGGUCUCCUGGAAUUAGAUUUUGAUGCUGAUCCACGUGAUAUCCAAAUAAGGGGUGUCAAUCGAGAUGAUAAAAGCAUACAGAUGGCAAAACAAUAUCCUAACUCUCGGCAUUUUUUGACUUAUCGACAUUCGUUAAGGAGUUAUGCGUCAAUUCUCUACCUUAGAGUUCCACCCAGCUUUCGAAUUAUUCUUCGUGGUAAAGAUGUUGAGCAUCACAACAUAGUAAAUGAUAUGAUGAUGACCCAAGAAGUCACAUAUCGCCCUCAAACUGGUGCAGAUGGGGUCCCAAAGGAUUCUAAUAUGGUUGCUGUUGUAACUAUUGGGUUUGUGAAGGAUGCAAAAGCUCACAUUGAUGUUCAAGGAUUUAAUGUUUAUCACAAAAAUCGACUUAUCAAGCCAUUUUGGAGGCUUUGGAAUCCCGCUGGAAGUGAUGGUCGUGGAGUCAUAGGUGUUUUGGAGGCGAAUUUUGUUGAACCAGCACAUGAUAAGCAGGGGUUUGAGCGCACCACUGUUCUUGCAAGACUUGAGGCAAAAUUAGUUCAAAUGCAAAAGACAUAUUGGACACAAAAUUGUCACAAAAUUGGCUAUUCUAUAAGGUACAAAAAGAAAGCUGUUCAAGAAAGAGAAGAUUACUCUGCCACUCCAGCUCCCCAACAUAAAAAUAAGAGUGCUGCAAAGUCUGACAAGAGUCAUGAUACUAGGCAUCUCAAUGGAAAGCAGAGUGCUGGAACUAGACUAUCUGGAAGAACACAUGUAGAGUCAUCGGUGCCUAUUGAAGAUGACAGUGAUGAUGAUGAUGUGCAAGUUAGUGUGGAAAAGAAUACAGCAAAUGGUUUUUCUCCAAAGUCAACUCCUAGCAAAAAUAGUGGAAAAGCUACUGGUAAAACAAUGCAAUCGCCUCCAGGAUUUACAUAUGGAGAAGCUAACAAAGAUGGGUCACCUGGGAGACAAAAUUAUGUCACAAGAAAUUCAGAAUUCAAGCGAGAUAUUGGUAAUGUGAGUGGAGGUUCGCAUUCGUCAGUUUCUUUAUUGGAGUCCAUAAAUCAGUUGAAAAAGGAGAACUGUGAACUAAAAGAAAGACUGAAAAGGAAAGAGGAAGAUAUUUUAGGUGAUUUGCUGAAUGAUUUACAGAAUGAAAGAGAGAGAUGUGAAUCAGUUGAAGCUCAGGUGGAGGAGUUGAAACAAAAAAUUGAGGAACUGAACAAGGAUCAAGAAAGGUUGAUAGACAUAUUUUCUGAGGAGCGGCAACGACGUGACAUGGAAGAGGAGAAUCUGAGAAAGAAGUUGAAGGAUGCCUCAAAUACUGUCCAAGAGCUCCUUGAUAAGAUAAUGAUGUUAGAAAGAAAGUCAAAGUCUAGUAAUGGGGGGUUGGGUGUAGCUGAAAUCUAGUUUAUAUUUGAUGUGGUAGCUAGCCUCAAUCAUCAUCCCAUCUGUGUUGUAUAUGCACGCACUAAUGCACCAAUGUAGUAGGGAUAGGGUGCAAAUUACUUUUUAUGUAUGUUGUAUGGGGAUAAUAGUAGUGCUUCGCAUUUGAUUGACCCAACCCUAUCCUUACCCUAAAUGCAAUGUUACAUUGUUAA